UUUUCACUUUAAGAGGAAACUUUUCUUCUCUCUGUCUCACAUCAGUCUCACAUCAGGACCCAGCCUGUCAGCUACACAUAUCAUAGAUCUUACCUUCUGCUCUGAGGUACAGUAUGUCUCGUCUGGAGAAGGCCAUUGUAUCCAUGGUGGAGGUGUUUGAGGACUAUGCUACAAAGGAUGAUAAGAAUCGCCAGCUUAGCGGUACAGAGCUCGCAGAGCUGAUGAAGAAAGAACUGGCCAGCCCAGAGUUCCACGGAAAGGUGGAACCAGCAGUGCUCCAGGAGGCGAUGACCAACCUGGAUAAGAACCAUGAUGGAGAGAUCAACUUCAGAGAGUUCUCCAUGUUCUUGGCUACUCUGGCCAGGGGCUACUACAGAGCCAGAAACAAGGGCAAGGGCAACAAGAGCAAGCCUGACAAGCCUGAAUGAGGGGCGAAAAAUUACCUGUUGACAGGUGUGGCCAGUAUCGAGACACAGACACACACUGCUUUUCUAUGAUAAAAGCAAGAAAAUGAUACACUUACUGUAACUUGUAUGGUGCUUUUAAGAUGUCUUCUCAACAUUUCCCCUGUUUUUAAAUGAAAUUUGAUUUUCUUACUA
Messenger RNA from Oncorhynchus masou masou (cherry salmon), 599 nucleotides. RefSeq names its product protein S100-A5-like. Gene Ontology annotation, molecular function: calcium-dependent protein binding; transition metal ion binding; calcium ion binding. Gene Ontology annotation, cellular component: cytoplasm. The transcript is spliced from 3 exons. Lineage: Eukaryota; Metazoa; Chordata; Actinopteri; Salmoniformes; Salmonidae. The record is from RefSeq and is a predicted model, not a curated record. The coding region runs from base 114 to 428 and encodes 104 amino acids.